Astyanax mexicanus (Mexican tetra) is the source of this 4191-nucleotide messenger RNA. RefSeq names its product zinc finger protein 501. Gene Ontology annotation, cellular component: PcG protein complex; transcription regulator complex. NCBI's taxonomy places the organism in Eukaryota, Metazoa, Chordata, Actinopteri, Characiformes, Acestrorhamphidae. Bases 346 to 1584 code for a protein of 412 amino acids. Gene Ontology annotation, molecular function: DNA-binding transcription factor activity, RNA polymerase II-specific; RNA polymerase II cis-regulatory region sequence-specific DNA binding. Gene Ontology annotation, biological process: regulation of transcription by RNA polymerase II. The transcript has 2 exons. The record is from RefSeq and is a predicted model, not a curated record.
AGGGCUGCUCUGUACUUGUGCAUUAGCUGGCGGUGUGUUCCGCCAUUGUUCGCGUCGCUCCGACAACAAAGCAUUUAAAGAGCCGGGCUCGCCAUUCCGACAGGCGCGUGUAGACAGCACUAACGGGCAGGCUCGUGUGAACUCUAAAUAUAUAUAAAAAUCAGAAAUCAGCAGCUGUUAACUUAUAGUGUUGCUGUAAGAACUGCAGCUGAGCCGGGCCCGGUCCGGGGGAGUGACAGCCUGCUGGUAUCGGUUCUAGAUGGUGAAUACCCUGUUACCAAUCAUCUACUGUUACCAGCCAGAGAGAUUUAUUACACUGCUGACAACAGGAAAGUUUGUGAGAAUAUGGAGUCGAAUGUGAAGGAGGAGACUGUGGAACCCAACCUGGAUGAGUCCAGCGUAGAAAAGACCAUUGUGAAGGACUUCAACAUGGUGGGUGAGACCACUGUAAAGGAGGAGAAUCUUGAGCCCAGUGUGGAGAAGAUCAUUGUAAAGGAGGAAACCAUGGAGUCCAACAUGGAGUCCAACAUGGAGUCCAACAUGGAGUCCAACAUGGAGUCCAACAUGGAGUCCAACAUGGAGUCCAACAUGGAGUCCAACAUGGAGUCCAACAUGGAGUCCAACAUGGAGUCCGAAAUCUUCAAUGCUCUGCAGAUGUCUUCUAGUACCUUCCACCUUGCACAGCGAAUUGACAACAAGGUGACCAGUUACCUGUGCUGUGAGUGCGGGAAAGCCUUCAGUCAGUGGAGAUACCUUCUAAUACACCAGAGAAUUCACACCGGAGAGAAGCCAUACUCCUGCACAGAGUGCAACAAGAGCUUCAGUCAGCAGAGCAGCCUGAAACUACACCAGAAAAUACACACCGGAGAGAAGCCGUACACCUGCGACGAGUGCGGAAAAUGUUUCAGAGACAAGGCGAAUCUCCGUGCGCACCAGCGGAUUCACACGGGAGAGAAGCCGUACCAGUGCUCGGAGUGCGACAAGAGCUUCAGCCAGCUGGGCUACCUCCAGCAGCACGAGCGCGUCCACACCGGUGAGCGGCCUUACGUCUGUGGCGACUGUGACAAAGCCUUCAAGAACCAGUGUGACCUCAACGCACACAAGCGCACUCACACCGGGGAAAAGCCAUACGUCUGUGGCGACUGCGGCAAGAGUUUCCGACAGGGUGGCUCCCUCAAGGUACACCAGCGAGUUCACACUGGAGAGAAGCCGUACGUCUGCAACGACUGCGGGAUGGCCUUCACUCAGGGAAGCGCCCUUCGGUCGCACCAACGCCUUCACACCGGGGAGAAGCCAUUCCCCUGUCCGGACUGCGACAAGACCUUCAGCCGGAACGACCAGCUCCAGGCUCACCAGCGAGUUCACACCGGAGAGAAGCCAUUCAGCUGCUCGGAGUGCGGCAAGAGCUUCAAUAACACCAGCAACUUACACCAACACAAGCGCAUCCACACUGGAGAGAAGCCAUACUGCUGCCCGGAGUGUGGGCGGACCUUCAGGCUUUCCACUGGACUAAAGAACCAUAAGUGCUCCAGGAAUCUGGACGAACCUAUUGAUCUAAGUGUCAAAUUAAACACUGUAAACUAGGGCUUUGCAAUUUAGGAGCAGUUUCCCCAGUCAGGCUUUAAGCAUAAUCUUGGACUACACAGCCAUUUUUGAAUGGAGAUUUUCCAUUGAAAGGAAAUUGUGACAGGAAAAUGAGGGAUAGUGUAACACUAGGCCUAACUCCUGUUUGGCAAAUAGACCAAUAUCAUUUCAGUAUCACAGUCAUCACAUUGCGGGCAUGCACAAUAACCUGGUAAACCUCUUUAGCUGCUCUUGCUCAAUGCAAAAUGAAAAUGAAAUAUCUACCAGAGACAGAUAAUAUCUGCUCAUUUUCAUUUAUUGUACUCCAGUAUUGGACACACAGAGUGCAUUAUUUAUAUAAUCACAUGUUGGAUCAUUGACAAUCUGGUUCUAAUUUCUGUAUCUUGUUUAAUGUCACACUAUUAUAAAUAUUGUGGGAGAAAAAAAGAUGUUGCAAUGUCAGUUUCAUUCAGCCCUACUUGUAAUUAGUUCGCCCACAAGUUUACACACAAACCAAAGCUCUUUAUAGGGAGGUACUGGAAUAACAGUACAAGGGUACUGUGAACUGGCUAAGCUAUUGCUGCUGCUCACUGAACCAACAACAUCUGCUGCUGCUGAACUCCAACACUCCUACUAUAUUAUAACUUUACUACAGAACAACUGCAGAUACUCAUAAUCUGCUCUAACGCUGCCGAACACACUAAGUUCACUGACUGACACCUAUGUGGUAUUUCGGUAUUUCAGUGAGAGUCAGUCUUGUGUGGUUGAACUUGAAUUCUUACUUGUUAGUUAGCUCAUAUCUUAUUUAUCUUUAAUAAGCUUAAAGGUUAAAAGAAUCCAAAAACAUUAAAUGAUGGGAGUGAUUGAAGGUGCCCUGACCCAAACAUAAGACAUUUCUAUCCUUUUUUAAGAUAAUUUAAUUAUUAUAAUUUUAUAUUUUAAUAAUAAGUGCCGAUCACCCUAUUAUUUUGUUAUAUUUUUAAUCAUUACUAUUAUUGCAUACAUUUGUGCCUGUCAAUACAGAGUUUUGUUGGUUCUUCUGUGCGGUCGAGGUGUUUUUGUGGUGUUGCAGGACUCGCUGAAGGGUGAGAGAUUUUCUGUUGACUACUGCUGUGGAGGAGUAGGGGAGUGACCCUGAGCUUUUUUGGGAGACACUACAUGAUAAGCUAUCUGGGCCAAGUUCUAGUAACCCCUCCCCCAAAUAGCUUUCUCCACAUGGUGUAAAAUCACAGGCAAACCAGAAGAGGCCAUCGCAUUCCUGCUCUACAUGGUGAAAAACUCAAGAUACGAGUCAGAAGAACUUUUCCUACUCUCAUUUAAUUCUCUUUCAUCAUUAGACUCAGAGACUUUAAAACAUUCAAAAGAUCACGGAGACAUAUGAGGACCGGACGUGUUUACAGACCUUUUUUUUCCACCUAAAUGUUUGAACUAAAGUUCAGAUGAAGCUUGAUGUGUUUGAUAGAUUGUAUACUGUACAUAAGGUCCUAUCUGGUUUGGAUUCACACUGCAGUUUAAUGACUGAGCACACUAAUGAACUUUAAUACAUCAUCUAUCAUCUAUGAUCUAUGAGUGCGGAGUCUCUCUAUACUUUACACUGAUUGAUUUUAGAAUGUUAUCAAUUUGGAAAGUUGCCUUUCCAGGUGUUAUGCUGAAUUCUGGGUUGCUGCCAGAAUGUGACUCCCUUUGAGUGUAGGUGUGUCACACAGCAGAAUGAGGAUUCAUUUUGUUCCUUUUGUUUUGUUUAUAAGUACGGAUUAAUCUACAGUUACAGCAGAUGCAGUCAAGUCAAGUAGUUUUAUUGUCAAUACUGCAUAUGUACACGACAUACAGAGAAUUGAAAUUACGUCACACUCCUUCCCAAAAAUUACAGCAAGUACAGAAAAUAGAUAUAUAAUAUUAAAGAAUGGGAGACACUAUAUGUACAACAAGGACACAAAUAGACAUACGUGAGACAGAAGACAAGAGUGCAAUAGUGAUGGUGGGUGAUUAAGAUGGAAUCACCAGAGUAAUCUUUUGUACACUUAGUGCUGGAGGCCAUGUCUGCAUGCCAAGGGGAGUCAGAUUUUGGCACAACACCACUUCUUUUUCUUUUUCUAUUGUUUAAUUGCUGAAGAUAGACUGUCUCAACUGGCUUUAAUGGGUCGGAAGGUUCAAAGCAUCUCAAGAACACUAACUUAAGCAUUGCAGACAAAACGUACCAUGGUUCAGCUGAUUCGGACAGAGACCACCUCUUUUGAUUUGACCAAAUUUUGAUUCUUAUGUUGGAGAUGAUCCUGGUACUGGUUAGCUACCGCUGUCAGGACCCCAGUCAUGGGGUUUGUAGUGAUCAUGGAUUUACUGUAGCAAAUCUGGAGUUUUUAUAAAUUUCUGUUAUGAUUUAUGUAUAAUUUGCACAAAGGUAUAAUUACUUUCACUAAAUGGGGGAGAGGACACCCAGAGGUGCUCUCACUCCCUCGCCUUGAUUCUCUCUCUCUCUCCCUCGCUCUCUUUCUGUUUUUCUUUUAUUGGGUUGUGAGUGUGUUGAUUGAUGUAAUUUUUUUUAACUGUACCUUUUCACUUACACUGUUUGUUUUUAUGCAUCCAUAUUUCAGAAACAUUUGAGUAAAAUUAUCGUUUAAUUUAAAUUUA